AUAUAUUCAUUAUUUACUUGUUUUUCCCUUCACAAUGGAUUACCAUUACAAUAAUGAUAAUAGUAACACAACGGUAGAUACAUCAUUAUUACCUUUUCACCAUCAUCACCAUCACCAGCAGCAGCAGCAACAACAGCAGCAGCAUUCGUUCGGUUAUAAUAGCAAUCAAUUCCAUAGGCCACCGGACACACUUCAAUUAUUGUCUUCGCCCACCGAUGAUAUAUUUAACAGACCACAACAACAAUGGAAUACGCAUAAUAAUAUUUUAUCGCCUUCUGAGAUUAUGGAUUGCGGCAGUAAUAAUAACGAGGAAUUGAAUCAACCAGAACGUGGAAUUGCUGGCUUUGUAUCCAAACUUUAUCAAUGCUUAGAAGCACCUGACGAUGGGCAUAAAUACGCACGUUGGUGUAGACACAAUGGAAUAGACAUGUUUAUUAUAGAUUGUAUACCAAAAUUUACAGAAAUUGUUUUGCCUAGAUUAUUCAAACACUGUAAAUUUGCAUCAUUUGUUAGACAAUUAAAUAUAUACGGCUUCCAAAGAGAUACAGAUGCUCGCAAAUCCAAAGAUAGUAAAGACAAAGAGACCUGUCGUUGGCACCAUAUGCACUUUCGACCAGGUCGCCGUGAUUUAUUUCAUUUGAUACGCAGAAAAACACCCCGUUAUUCACGCCGAAAGAGACCAAAGACUGAAGAAGAAGAUCCAGAAACAAUCCUUAAUAUCGGCUCAGGGGAUGAUGAAUCAGAAAAUAAUCAAUCGUCGUCUUCAUCUUCCUCUUCACCUCAAUAUUGUCAUUUCUCCAAUAGUAAUAAUAAUGAGAUAAAUAAUGAUCCGCAUGAUUUGUUUUUGAUGCAGCAAACAAUGACGCAGGACGAAGAGCAACUCCGAUCUCAAAUCGUGCAGCUGCGAAGAGGCUAUUUCAGAAUGUACAAGAUGCUGACUGGCGAAGUCAAUAAGGCAUUCAAUUUGAUAGAUGUUCAGAAAUCGCGCAUAGAAUUUUUAGAAAACACAUUACGA
Mucor mucedo is the source of this 1015-nucleotide messenger RNA. RefSeq names its product HSF-type DNA-binding-domain-containing protein. Lineage: Eukaryota; Fungi; Mucoromycota; Mucoromycetes; Mucorales; Mucoraceae. The record is from RefSeq and is a predicted model, not a curated record. Gene Ontology annotation, molecular function: sequence-specific DNA binding; DNA-binding transcription factor activity. The annotation marks the transcript as partial. The transcript is spliced from 5 exons. Gene Ontology annotation, biological process: regulation of DNA-templated transcription.